Molecule: messenger RNA, 732 nt
Organism: Gryllus bimaculatus (two-spotted cricket)
Lineage: Eukaryota; Metazoa; Arthropoda; Insecta; Orthoptera; Gryllidae
Source: the annotation of a GenBank genome assembly
AUGGAUAAAAACUGUAUUAUAAAUCGAAACCCUAUCGUCAUUGAAUGUAGAAGAGGACCAAAAGUGACACAACCGCAAAUUAAAAAUUGUGUAUUGCAAAGAGUACCAAACAGAAAUCACGAUGAAAAAGAUUUAGCGAAGUCACCUCGCGUCAUUCAUUGCAAAAACGCAGCAGAAUCACCAGGCUCAAAGCGCUCAUUUAGUAGGAAAGCAAGGAUAACACCAGCAAUUUACGAAGAAAAUCCUUUGGCUCUCGAAAGAGUACGCCGUGCUUGUACUUCGAGCGCAGUGAGGACAGAGUACUACAACGACAUUUCAUGUUCAUUUAAGUCACUUCACAUUACAACUUCAGAAGGAGCCAAUUGUCGAAACACAAAAUCAGUACCUCAACUUACAACUCAACAUCGUUGCAUUGCUCCCAUCAAUUCAUUUGCAGGGGAAAGGAAGGAAACAGGCUACAAGAAAGAUCACUUAAAAUACCUGUAUAAAAGGCCAAUGAGGUCUCUCAGUGACACGAUGGUUGUAAACAAGAGGAUUCAUUCUAAUGCAGAAUACUUCAUUGACGAUUCUGGAGAUACUAGUGAAUCCGAUGAAGAUGUUGCCGAGGAGGAGAGUGAGAAAAUGAUGGAUUGCGAUGUUUAUGACCUUGCAAGAAAUUUAGUGUGCCAGAUGACAGGAAGAAAACCGAACAAAGAAGAUGAAGUGGAUGGUAUUCCCAAGGUAAUCACCUGA